Messenger RNA from Colius striatus (speckled mousebird), 1220 nucleotides. It is a transcript of the gene RILP, whose product is annotated as Rab interacting lysosomal protein. The coding region runs from base 18 to 1217 and encodes 399 amino acids. NCBI's taxonomy places the organism in Eukaryota, Metazoa, Chordata, Aves, Coliiformes, Coliidae. The transcript is spliced from 8 exons. Gene Ontology annotation, cellular component: ciliary basal body; cytoplasm. The record is from RefSeq and is a predicted model, not a curated record. Gene Ontology annotation, biological process: cilium assembly. Gene Ontology annotation, molecular function: protein dimerization activity.
GGGACGGCAGCCGGGCCAUGGCGGAGCCGCUGUGGCGGACGCCCCCGGGCCGCCUGGCGCCGCCGCACGUUUACCGCAUGGCCGGGGCGCUGGGAGCCGAGCUCCGCCGCCUGGCCGGCCGCUUCGGGCCCGACGCCGUGGCCGGGCUGGUGCCGCCCGUCGUGCGGCUGCUGGAGCUGCUGGAAGCGCUGGUGGCAGCGGCGGGCGCCGACGGAGAGACACAGGCUCAGGCUCAGGCUCAGGCGCGGCGGGACGCGGCGGACCCGGAGCAGAGGCUGUGGGAGGCCGAGUGCCGGGAGCGGCUCCUGCGUGGCCGCCUCACCUGCCUGGAGAAGCAGAACCAGCAGCUCCUGGGGCAGCUUGCAGAGAGCCAGGCCCAAGAAGACAGCACAGUGAGGAAGGAGAGGGAGGUGAUGCUGCGGCUCAAGGAGGUGGUUGACAAGCAAAGGGACGAGCUCCGUGCCCAGGCUCACGAGAUCGUCUGCAAGAGCCGAGACACGGAGGCGCUGCAGGAGCAACUGCAUCGCUUCAUGGCCAUGAACGAGGAGCUGCGCCACAAGGUGGCCGUGGUGCAGGCUCAGCUCAAGAGCACGCUGGAGAAGAAGUCAGACCUGGAGGCUGCAAUGCUGCAAACCCAGAGGGAAAUGAACAGGAGGAGCAGGAUCACCUCUGAGACCCAGCAGCCCAAACCCAGCCUGGAAGGAGCAGCGUCACCCGAGGAGGAGCCGCAGCCCCAGGAUGUGGGCAGGAGCCCUUCUCACUGCUGCUUCUCCAAGGAAGAGCUGCAGCAGAUCCUGCAAGAGAGAAACGAGCUCAAGACCAACCUGUUCCUGGUGCAGGAGGAACUGGCCUAUUACCAGAGGGAGCUGCUGAAUGAAGAGAGAGUUCCCAGCUUCUUCUUGGAUGCUAUGAAAUCAGCUGUCAAAAGGCAGAGGAAAAAAAUCAGAGCCAAGAUGCUGGGAACGACGGAGGAGUCGGGGAGCAGCGAUGAAGAUGAGGCCUCCUGGCUCCCAGCCCGUGGCACAGAUUGUGUGGAUGCUCAGCCUCCUGAAUCCAAAAUUAGGAGCUUCUUUGGGCUGUGGUAUCAGGACAGCAGCAAAGAUCCCCCCACAGCCAGCUGCUCUGGAGCCUGGGAAAUCAUCGACUCUCUGGACACGCAGCUGAAGGCCGAGGGGCAGAGUGAGCCCGUGGGCAGCAGCCCCACGCUGCCCCUCUGAGCC